This is a messenger RNA of Trichoplusia ni (cabbage looper), 960 nucleotides long. RefSeq lists its product as uncharacterized. The record is from RefSeq and is a predicted model, not a curated record. Bases 1 to 900 code for a protein of 299 amino acids. The transcript is spliced from 5 exons. Lineage: Eukaryota; Metazoa; Arthropoda; Insecta; Lepidoptera; Noctuidae.
AUGGAGCUACGGAUUUUGUACAUUUUAUACAUCAGCUUUUCGAAAAGACUAAGACAACUGAUCAUAAAAAACAUUGGUGCUUGUCAAUUCGGUUCACCUGCGUCACCAAAUACUCAAUUAACAAGUACUACUGCGUUAUCAAACCCAUCCCAGACUACCAUCACAAUCCCUCAAUGUUUCUUAGCAACAACAAAUAACUAUUUACAUUUACAGGUGUCAAGUAUAGUUGACGUCGUCUGCCAUCUGCUGACAGUCGCCAUUGUGACCAACGGUUUCCAGUGCGAUGUCAACAAUGAAAGUCUACAAGCAAUCUCAUUCCCAUGGCUGGAGCCAGUCCUCAUCGUCCUCAACCUUGGCACCCACGGCUUCUACCCCUACCCCAGGGUCCUCCGCAACCAGUACCACAUCUACGUGGAACAGAUGUCCAUCACCGCCGAACCUAGGUGCUACCCAGGGAUGCUGCACAUCUAUCUCAUCGAUCUCCUCAAUUUCCUGAUCAAUGUCAUCUGGCUGAGGAUUGUCAUGUCAUAUGUUGGGGCUGUGCAUAAGAGAAAUCCGGAGCCCAUGCGAAUGUUCUUCAGCCUGUCUGUGGUGAAACUGGUGAUGCAGGCGAUGUACUUCGGAUACCAGCCGUUCUUCUAUGACGUGUACUCCGUGGAGACCGUUUGGUUCCUCAAAUUAUCUGAUAUCUUGAUCGCGGUAAUAUUCCUGAUCAUAGUCCAGAAGUACACUAAAGCGUUGAGGAUGGAGAAGGCAGUUGAGCAGAAUAUUGAGAAACCACCUUCUUACAUAGAAUGCUUGAUCAACGGGCCAGUCAGACCACCGAGCUACGAAGUCAAGGAUGAGGUAGUUGUCGUUAACGAAGAUAAGAAACCAAUUGAAAACGUUGAAAGAACUUGAUUCAUAGACACUUAGAUACCAAUGAAGAUUCGUCGAAAGUAAAAUUAGUCACCAAAAUUU